Molecule: messenger RNA, 1997 nt
Organism: Syzygium oleosum
Lineage: Eukaryota; Viridiplantae; Streptophyta; Magnoliopsida; Myrtales; Myrtaceae
Product: cytochrome P450 84A1-like
Exons: 3
Coding region: 72-1652 (526 amino acids)
Biological process (GO): lignin biosynthetic process
Molecular function (GO): oxidoreductase activity, acting on paired donors, with incorporation or reduction of molecular oxygen; heme binding; iron ion binding
Source: RefSeq, a predicted model, not a curated record
GAAGAACCAGCAACUCUUCUCUCUUAGUUGCACCACCUUAAUAACGAUUCGUACAAAGGGAUCGAAGACCGAUGAGAGAAGCCAUGGACUCCCUGCUGCAAGCCCUGCAAAGCCAGCCUCCCCCCACGACCGCCGCCCUCGCCGCCGCCGCCGCCACCCUCAUCCUCCUCCUCCUCGGCCUCGCCCUCCGCUCCCGCCGCCGCCGCGCCCCCUACCCUCCAGGCCCCAGGGGCCUCCCGGUGAUCGGCAACAUGCUGAUGCUCGACCAGAUGACCCACCGGGGCCUCGCCAGGCUCGCCCGCAAGUACGGCGGCCUCUUCCAUCUCCGGAUGGGGUUCCUCCACAUGGUGGCCGUGUCGUCCCCCGAGCACGCCCGCCAGGUCCUCCAGGUCCAGGACCACGCCUUCUCGAACCGGCCCGCCACCAUCGCCAUCAGCUACCUCACGUACGACCGGGCCGACAUGGCCUUCGCCCACUACGGCCCGUUCUGGCGGCAAAUGCGGAAGAUCUGCGUCAUGCGGGUGUUCAGCCGCAAGCGGGCCGAGUCGUGGAGGUCGGUGCGGGACGAGGUGGAUGCGAUGGUGCGCACGGUGGCCGGCAGCAUCGGCACCGCCGUGAACGUCGGCGAGCUGGUGUUCGCGCUCACCCGGGACAUCACGUACAGGGCUGCGCUCGGAGCGAGCGCGACCGAAGGGCAAGACAAGUUCAUUGGGAUAUUGCAGGAGUUUUCAAAGCUGUUCGGGGCUUUCAACCUCGCGGAUUUCAUCCCGUAUCUCGGCCGGAUCGACCCGCAGGGGAUCAACGAGAGGCUCGUCAAGGCUCGCCGGUCGCUCGACGGGUUCAUUGACAAGAUCAUCGACGACCACCUGGUGAAGAAGAUGAACAAGGCCAUCGUCAGCGACGAGGCCGAGACGGACAUGGUGGACGACUUGCUCGCCUUCUACAGCGAAGAGGCGACGGUCAAUGAAUCGGAGGAUCUCCAGAACUCCAUAAAGCUCACCAAGGACAACAUCAAAGCCAUAAUCAUGGAUGUGAUGUUUGGUGGGACCGAGACGGUCGCGUCGGCGAUCGAAUGGGCGAUGGCGGAGCUGAUGCGGAGCCCCGAGGACCUCAAGAAGGUCCAGAAAGAGCUCGCCGACGUGGUGGGCCUUCACCGCCGGGUCGAAGAGUCCGACUUCGAGAACUUGACCUACCUAAGAUGCGCAAUUAAGGAAACACUCCGCCUCCACCCGCCCAUUCCCCUCCUCCUCCACGAGGCGGCGGAGGACUCGGAGGUCUCCGGCUACUUCAUCCCCGCCAAGACCCGCGUCAUGAUCAACGCGUGGGCCAUCGGGCGGGACCCGAGCUCGUGGGAGGACCCGGACACCUACAAGCCCUCCAGGUUCUUGAACGAAGGCGCUCCGGACUUCAAGGGGAGCAACUUCGAGUUCAUCCCGUUCGGGUCGGGCCGGAGGUCUUGCCCGGGCAUGCAGCUCGGGCUCUACGGGCUCGAGUACGCAGUGGCCAACCUCCUCCACUGCUUCACGUGGGAGUUGCCCGACGGGAUGAAGCCCGGUGAGAUGGACAUGAGCGACGUGUUCGGGCUCACCGCGCCGAGGGCACACCGCCUCGUGGCGAUCCCGAGCCCGAGGUUGUUGUGUCCCUUGUAUUGAGACGAGGCAUCGAACCGAACCGAACCGAACCGAGGGCGUGCGUGAAAAAUGUCUCGAAAUGGCUGACUUUGCGUGUGCUUUGCUCCUUGCAUGGUGUUUUUCUUUCCUUCUGAUACAACCUUUCCUUCUUAUUUUUCACCCUUUUUUAAGCUUUGGGAGUGAGCCAAAGCGAGCCUCGCUCGUAUUGAACUGUUGCUUCGUUCUUCUUUCACAUGUUCAUUCAAAAUAAUCGUCCCGUCACCCUCAAAAAAUGAAAGUAUCAUACAAAGGCAAGCUUUUAAAUUUGGGUAAAAAAAAAAACUGUGCAUUGCUUGUUCUAAUAAAAAAAGCAAAAACAUUAUAUUA